Messenger RNA from Rhododendron vialii, 1841 nucleotides. Its product is annotated as cytochrome P450 86A1-like. The record is from RefSeq and is a predicted model, not a curated record. Lineage: Eukaryota; Viridiplantae; Streptophyta; Magnoliopsida; Ericales; Ericaceae. The transcript has a single exon. Bases 98 to 1663 code for a protein of 521 amino acids. Gene Ontology annotation, molecular function: monooxygenase activity; iron ion binding; heme binding.
UCAUGCUCAACUCCCAUAUGCUGCAACAAGUAAAACUUCAGCACAUAAAACAGCCACCUCAAUUUCUCUCUCCUAUACUACCACUACCACCACUCUCAUGGAAAACCCCCUCUUCCUCUUUGCCACGGCGACAGCUGUCACGUCAGCGUAUCUCUUUUGGUUCUUUCUCCUGGCUCGUACACUCACCGGCCCAAAAGUCUGGCCCAUCGUCGGAAGCCUUCCUUCUCUCUUCGUCAACCGGAGGCGAUUCCACGACUGGGUGGCCGAAAACCUCCACUCGACGGGCACCGCAGCCACGUACCAAACCUCCACCAUUUGCAUUCCCUUUCUCGCACGCAGGCUAGGGUUCUACACCGUCACAUGCCACCCCAAGAACAUCGAGCACGUGCUCCGAACCCGGUUCGACAACUACCCUAAAGGUCCCACGUGGCAAACCGCGUUUCACGAUCUCUUGGGUCAAGGCAUUUUCAACAGCGACGGCGACACGUGGCUGAUCCAGCGCAAAACCGCCGCGCUCGAGUUCACCACCCGGACCCUGAGACAAGCCAUGGCCCGGUGGGUGAGCCGGACCAUUAAAACGCGCCUCUGGCGCAUUUUAGAGAAAGCGUCUUUCGAAAAUACCCCCGUCGAUUUACAAGACUUGUUGCUCCGCCUAACCUUCGAUAACAUAUGCGGGCUUACCUUCGGUAAAGACCCAGAGACGCUCUCCCCGGAUCUACCCGAGAACCCGUUCGCAACCGCGUUCGACUCCGCCACUGAAGCCACCCUCCAACGGUUGCUCUACCCGGGUUUCCUAUGGCGGUUGAAGAAGAUAUUCGGGUUCGGAGCCGAAUUCAGGUUAAAGAAGAGCCUCAACGUUAUGGAAAAUUACAUGAGCGACGCUCUCGAGACAAGAAAGGAAACGCCGUCGGACGAUCUGUUGUCUCGGUUCAUGAAGAAGCGAGACGUCAACGGCGACUACUUCCCGAGCUCCGUCCUCAAACGGAUCGCACUGAACUUCGUGCUCGCUGGCCGUGACACGUCGUCGGUCGCUAUGAGCUGGUUUUUCUGGCUGGUCAUGAACGACAAACGGGUGGAGGAAAAAAUCAUUACCGAAAUCAAGACGGUUUUGACCCAGACCCGCGGCAAAGAUCCACGGGCCUGGGUGGAAGACCCGUUAGUGUUCGACGAAGCGGAUAAAUUAACAUACUUAAAAGCCGCGUUGGCCGAGACGUUGAGGCUGUACCCGUCGGUGCCGGAGGAUUUCAAGUACGUUAUCUCUGACGACGUCUUGCCGGACGGGACCCACGUACCGGCGGGGUCGACGGUGACGUACUCGAUAUAUUCGGUGGGGAGGAUGGAAACUAUAUGGGGGGAGGACUGCUUGGAGUUUAAACCGGAGAGGUGGUUGUCAGCUGAAGGAGACCGGUUCGAGCCGCCCGUGGACGGGUACAAGUUCGUGGCGUUCAAUGCCGGUCCGAGGACUUGUUUGGGUAAGGACUUGGCUUACUUGCAAAUGAAGUCAGUGGCUUCCGCCGUGUUGCUGAAGUACCGGUUGGUGCCAGUUCCUGGCCACCUGGUCGAGCAGAAGAUGUCUCUCACGCUGUUUAUGAAGUAUGGUCUUCGUGUGUAUUUGCAGGCUCGUGAGCUUGUAGCAGCUCCGGGGUCUGCCUCAUUGGAAUAGGGUGAGGGCAUGAUUGUCUUUUCAAACUCUUUUUUUUUUUUUUUUCCUCUUCCAUCAAUUGUGAAUUACACAAGGGCAGCUUGAGAGUGUAGUUGCUGUGUGAAAGGGCAUAUUUGUCAUUUGGUUUGUGUUUACAUUCGGAUAUACAUAUAAUUAAAGGUAAUGUAUUAUAAGAAAA